AUGCAUGCAACACAGGGCAGGCUCUGUGCAGAGGAGCGCUUGGGCAUCAGAGAAAGCCUCAUACAAGAGGUGACAGUGGAAAGGAGUCAAAUUUUAAAGAAUGAUUUCUGCAAGACCGUAGAGUGGAUUCUUGGAGCACUUAAUAUUUUGCCGGAGAGUCUAAAGGGGACUGGAUUCCUGCUGGUGGAACACACUGCAAGCCAGAGUAGCCUGAACAAGAUGACAACCAUCUCCCCAGACCCUCACACUCUGGUCUCAAGUGAACAAAACAGGAUCCUAAGAAUGGAGACCCCUGGGGAUCAGGAAGCUCUCCUAAGGGGAGACACUGCUGACCCAGAGUCUUUCAGACAGAGGUUCAGGUGGUUUUGUUACUCCGAAGAGGCUGGACCCAGAAAAGCCCUGAAUCAACUGUGGGAGCUCUGCAUUCAGUGGCUGAGACCAGACAUCCACACGAAAGAACAGAUUCUAGAGCUUUUGGUGUUUGAGCAGUUCCUGACCAUUUUGCCUGGGGAGAUCAGGAUUUGGGUCAAGUCCCAACAUCCUGAGAGUAGUGAGGAGGUGGUGACCCUAGUAGAGGAUUUGACCCAAGUGCUUGAAGGAACGGAAGAUAUGAUCUCUCAAGAUUCUGUUAUUUCCCAAGAGGAGAACCCUGAAGAAGAUAAAACAGUUUCUGUUCUUCCAAAUACUGAGUCCCGGGAAUCCAUGACACUCAAGGAUGUAGCUGUGACCUUUUCCAGAGGAGAGUGGAGGAAGCUGGAGCCUUCUCAGAAGGAGAUAUAUAAGGAAGUGCUGCUGGAGAACUAUAGGAACCUAGAAUUUCUGGGCUUUCCAGUUUCCAAGUUAGAUUUGAUUUCCCAGAUAAAGUGGGCUGGACUACCACGGCUGCUGCAGAAAGAAAUCUCAAAAGGCUCCAGACCAGGUGAGUUGAUGAAAAGUAGAGGAGGAAAUUAAAACAGUUGCUUACCAAGUCAUUUGAAAGAAGUUUUGAAAUGUUGGGCGACCUAGGUGCUAAUAUUGAAAGAUGAUUAGAAUAUCUGUCUUGCCUUCCUGGAAUAUUCAUUUUAACAGGAGAG
This is a messenger RNA of Hippopotamus amphibius kiboko, 1073 nucleotides long. It is a transcript of the gene ZNF483, whose product is annotated as zinc finger protein 483. The record is from RefSeq and is a predicted model, not a curated record. Bases 1 to 951 code for a protein of 316 amino acids. Gene Ontology annotation, biological process: regulation of DNA-templated transcription. Lineage: Eukaryota; Metazoa; Chordata; Mammalia; Artiodactyla; Hippopotamidae. The transcript is spliced from 5 exons.